Molecule: messenger RNA, 957 nt
Organism: Hypomesus transpacificus
Lineage: Eukaryota; Metazoa; Chordata; Actinopteri; Osmeriformes; Osmeridae
Gene: twsg1a
Product: twisted gastrulation BMP signaling modulator 1a
Exons: 4
Coding region: 1-669 (222 amino acids)
Biological process (GO): regulation of BMP signaling pathway
Source: RefSeq, a predicted model, not a curated record
AUGAGGUCGGGUCAGCUGAUGAUUCCAGCCACGGCUGCACUUCUCUUUCUCUUGUCGGGAAUGUCUCUGAGCAUGGCCUGUAACAAAGCACUCUGUGCCAGCGAUGUUAGCAAGUGCCUCAUACAGGAGCUGUGUCAGUGUCGUCCCUCUGAUGGGAACUGCUCCUGCUGUAAAGAGUGCAUGCUGUGUCUGGGGACCCUAUGGGAGGAGUGUUGUGAUUGUGUGGGCAUGUGUAAUCCAAAGAACUACAGUGACACUCCCGCUACCUCCAAGAGCACAGUGGAGGAGCUACACCGACCAAUCCCCUCGCUGUUCCGAGCUCUCACAGAAGGAGAGGCUCCAAUCAACAUGAUGGUGGUGUCCUUUCCCGUCGCAGAAGAACUCUCUCACCAUGAAAACCUGGUCUCUUUUCUGGAGACACUUGAUGACCAGCACCAAAAUGUAUCUCUGCCUGGCAACAGCAUUCAUGCAAGCUAUGACACUCAAGACAACAUGUGUACAGUGGUCUACUUCGAUGAUUGCUUGUCCAUCCGACAGUGUAAAAUAUACUGCGAGUCAAUGGGAGGAUCGAAAUACCGCUGGUUUCAUAACGCCUGCUGUCAGUGUAUUGGCCCAGAGUGUCUGGACUAUGGCAGCAAGGCUGUGAAGUGCAUGAACUGUCUAUUCUGAAGUGUGGGCACAUGCUGGCACCACGUCAAGACUUGACCAGAACGAGGACUGCGGGCAUAGGAAUCUGUCGCCGAUAAUGUGUUCACAUGCCUGAUCUAGGUUGUAAGAUAUUUCCCACCCCUUUUCAAAAAAGUUUUUUAUUCUGCUGAUAUUUUCACUGUAUAUUUUAGAUAUGUUCUCAAUAGUGUUGUUGUUCUUUUAAACUAGAGGUGUAUAAAUAAUGUAUUUUUUACAGUAAUGAUCCACUGAAUCCCCAUUGCACACCAAAUAAAGACAUUGUUGGUGAAA